Messenger RNA from Frankliniella occidentalis (western flower thrips), 2161 nucleotides. RefSeq names its product cell division control protein 45 homolog (gene Cdc45). Gene Ontology annotation, cellular component: DNA replication preinitiation complex. Lineage: Eukaryota; Metazoa; Arthropoda; Insecta; Thysanoptera; Thripidae. Gene Ontology annotation, biological process: double-strand break repair via break-induced replication; mitotic DNA replication preinitiation complex assembly; DNA replication initiation. Gene Ontology annotation, molecular function: chromatin binding; single-stranded DNA binding; DNA replication origin binding. Bases 110 to 1816 code for a protein of 568 amino acids. The transcript has 11 exons. The record is from RefSeq and is a predicted model, not a curated record.
GAGAGGGGAAAGGGGGUAAAGAGGGGGCAAAUUUUGGCGCCAGAGUGCAUCGUCUGUUAAAGUUCUGUAUUGUCCUCGUCGCGUGUUUAAAUGAGUCAACUCGAUCAUCAUGUACAUAGAUAACAUUGUUGAAGGGUUUUAUAACGUGGUGCAUGACUCGAGAGUUCUGCUUUUUGUCAACUAUGAUAUUGAUGCCAUCUGCUCAGCUAGGAUUUUGCAGUAUCUAUUUCGAUGUGAUACAAUAUCUUAUACUUUAGUGCCAAUCUCUGGUAUACAAGAAUUACGUCUGGCAUAUGAAGAGAAUUGUGAAGAAGUGAAAUAUGUGGUUCUUGUCAAUUGUGGAGGAACAAUCGACAUUGUUGAAUUGUUGGAACCCAAUGAAGAUGUUGUAUUUUUCUUGAUAGACAGCCAUCGACCCACAGAUCUUUGCAACGUUUUUAGCAGUUCCCAAGUGAGAAUUAUUGGUAAACCUGAGGCUGAAGAGAACAUCCCUGAGUUUGAUGAUGUAUUUCGAGAAGAUUCUGAAGAUGAAGAAGACAAAAGUGACAAUUCAGGAGGAGAAUCUGACCCUGAAGAAAAUAGGGCUGCUAAAAGAAUGCGUUUAAGUGAGGAGGCCAUACUUAAGCGAAGAGAACAUCGUUUGUGGACUGAAAAGCGUGAUAGAUUUGUAUUUAAUUACACACAAUUUAGUUAUUUUGGAAAAGCUAGUGCCGUAAGAAUGUUUGAACUUGCCCUCAAUCUUUCUAAGGAUAAUGUUGAUUUACUGUGGUGUGCUAUCAUUGGAGUAACAGAGCAAUAUCUUCUUGGAAAAAUUGAGAAACAGCAAUACAUCUUGGACACUGGUGUUCUACAAGGUCAUGUGUCAAAGUUGAGUCAUAAUGUUGAUGAAGAAACAGCUGAAGCUGUUGCAACCCCUGUCACUGCUCCACGUAUCUCAUUCAUCAAAGAUCUUCAGCUUGCACUUUACCGACAUUGGACUGUUGAAGCUAGUUUAAGACAUUCCAUGUAUUCAGCAUGCAAGCUCAAAUUAUGGUCUCUCAAAGGAGAACGUAAAUUACAUGAACUGCUUGUUGACAUGGGGUUACCAUUAGCUCAAAGCCGUCAAAAGUUCUGUGCAAUGGACAUGGUUUUGAGAAAAGAAUUUCAUUCAAUGAUUGAAAAGUUAGCUGAAAAGUACAAUCUUGAUCAGUUGGUGUUCACCAGUUUUAUUUUACAACAUGGAUUUAGAAAUAAAUUUUGUGCAUCUGAUGUUGUAUAUUCCAUGUUAGCAUUAUUGGAGUCAACUUCCCGUGAUAGGUCUUCUAAAGAUUGCUUUUUAGAGGCAAUGGAUGCUCUCUCUAGGUCAAAGAAGAAUUUGCUGGAAGAUGGCAUUGAAAAAGCCAAAUUAAUGUUAACAAGUAUUUUCAAAAUGGUUCAGGGAGCUCUGGAUAUGCAAAUGGUUGUUUCUGGUGGACCAUUUCUGUAUUUUGUCAUUCAAGAGGGAGCAUUGAAUGCCCGACAUUUUUCCCAUCCUCACACAUUAAUACUUCUAGCUCAGUUCCUAUUACAAGCACAUGUAAUGGUUAAAAAAAAAUCUUUAAACUUGCCACUAAUAGCAUCAGCACCUCUGAAUGUAGAAGAUGGAACAUGUCUUGUUGUUGGAAUCCCUCCUGUUAUUGAAGAUUCUCCCAGAAACUUUUUUGGAAAGGCGUUUGAACAAGCAGCAGAAAAAACAAAUGCUCGAGCUCAGCUUGAUUAUUUUGAUUCAUCUAUCAUGAAACUUAAGACUGAAGAUAGGUCAAAAUUUUUUGAUGCUCUAGCAGCACUUUUAUCAUAGUAAUUUAAUUCUGAGACCAAAAUUUUUAUUGUUAUCAGAUCCAAAGCCCUUGAAAAGUUUUCACUUCUCAAGGCUUUUAAUUGGAGAAAAUUGUGAUAUUAUGCUUCAGGGGAAAUGUGCUUUAAUAGCACCAAUUUUAAAUUACGAACUGUAUAGACCUGUAACUAAUGAUUUAUGAUGUAGUAAAGUAACUUUUAAGUGUUCUGUGAUUUCUGUGAAAUCUUUUUUAUUAUCGACAAAUGUAUUGCAGUCUUUCAGAAUCAUAUGUGUAUCAUUUUUCUGAGUGUGUUUGUGAAGUUUCCCCCAUGGCUGUGGGUGCAAUAAAAAUUUUUAUAUAACUAGUUA